AUGGGAGAAGGUGUAAUAACAUUUGCUGCAUCGACACCUUCUCUUGAUAACAGUAAAGCAUCAGGGUACCGGUUAUUUACCUGUGAUGAUGGCAGAUUAUCAAUGGUAAAGCAUUCUUGUGCUAAUAAUAAGAAUGAUAUCGGUGCUUCUGUUCAAUUUUUUGCCUAUUUGAAACCUAAAUCAAGACCAAUUAUUCCACAACACCUUAAUGAUGAUAAUUUAGAUGCUUCAGAUUAUUUAUUAACUGCUAAAUCUAAUGGAUUUAUAGAAAUCAUUAGGGAUUACAAGUAUAAGUCAAAUAAUAAAGUAGAUUUGGAACCGAAUUUUGUACUAAAAUGUAUACCUGAAGAUUUUAAUGCAGAUUUUGCAUCUAGUUAUUUAAUAGCUUCUUUAAAAUAUAAAGAUGGCCUAUUGUAUUGUAAUAUGUGUUCUGGUAGAAUUUAUAUCUUUAUUUUAAAUUUACCAGAUGAUUAUAGGCAGAAUGAUAAUUUAUACACUACAUUUCCAAAUGAAUCUGUCACUUCUGAAUAUAUGGAUACCUUAACUAACGAAGAGGCAAUUCUUAAUCAAGAAACUAAAUAUAUAUGUUCAAAACCCUGGCAUCAUUUGUGUUACUUCUUAAUCCCAGUGGAAAAUGAUCACUUAAGAUAUUCACCAGUGGCCACUUACUAUGGAACUAUGUAUAAAGAUAAGAUAAUAUAUAGAACUUCAAUGUUCACUCAAUUGGAAAGAAGCAUUACAUUGUGCCAAAUCAAUCCAUAUGAUAAAUUUAGCAUAAUAACCACUGGCCCUGAUUCACCAUUAAUAAUAAGAAAAAUUAUUAUCUCAUCAAGUUAUUGUAACUUUAUGAAAUCAUUUUUACACUUGAAAGGAACAAUACAAAAUGUAUACAAUUAUGAAAUAAAAUCAUGGAAUACUAUCUCAGUCUUACUAGGUCGUAAUAUAGUUUUCAGUUGCACCGAAUUCGAUCCUGCUUACGAUUUUGGUAAUGCAAGCUCUGUCACUUGGGAAGAUCUGGCAAGAAGAGAGGGAACUGGCAUAUUGCAAAAUACAUUAGUUUGGAAAGAAAGAAUUGUUCGCAAUCCAAAUGACUUGGAAUCUAAAAAUAAUUCAAAUUCAACAAUAAACACCUCAGAGAUUCAAGAAACCUUAGCUUCUGUACCAUUGAACAGAAGACUUAGAAGAAGACAAGUCCAAUUUUUUUCAAACAGAACUUUGGAAGGAGGAAGUGUCUCAUCUCGAUUAAGAGGUAUGCCAUCUCCAAGAGAAGCACUAUCUGGUUUAUUGAACAAUGAAGAAGAAUCACAAACCAGAUACUUACGAAUACACUGUACCGUCACUGAUUUCCAAAUUGUUCAUAAUCCAGACCCAAAUUUAGAACUGUCCAUAGGAAACUUUAGCUCAUUUUUAACUGAUAAUUACAAGCAUUUGAGUAUAGUUUACACUGAUAAAAAACAAGUGUGCAAUGUAUUCAGACCAACCUUGCAAGAUACCCCGAUAAUGUCUAUAACUCCAAAUAUUUUUAAUGCUAAAGAUGAAGAAUCAAUUGAAACAUUUGACAGCGAUAGAUUCAGAUUGAAGAUGACAUUAAAUAAUCUAUCCUGUCACAAGAAAAUAUUUAUGAUAAACACCAAUUUAAUCAUAAUAAUUGACAUCGGGGGAAUAUUACUUUUGGAUAUCAACAAUAUUUCAGAUCCUCAAAAUUUACUAAACAAUCCUCCAUCGUCAGUAAAGGCUGCAUUAUUCAAAAUUGGAUUGUUGAACGAUGCACUUGCAAUAGUUGAUAGUUUCAAAAGGUGUAAUUGUUCAAAUGUUUGUGAAGAAUUCAAAGUUAUAUUUUCAUUCAUCGUGACAACCGAAGAAGGGUAUGUUUUGGCAUUGAGAGGAACUUUUGACCCACAUUCGCAACUUGGAACAUUAGAACUAAGAGAUUCAUUAAAACUUACGAUAAAAGAGAAAUAUGUUGAUAAGUUGACUUUGAUAGAUUUUGAACACAGUGAUACGAGAAAAAAACGUCCCUUCAAUGAUGAAACUGAUUCAGAUUCAAAUAAUAAGCGUCAUAAUAGAUAG
This is a messenger RNA of Vanderwaltozyma polyspora DSM 70294, 2070 nucleotides long. It is a transcript of the gene GID12, whose product is annotated as Gid12p. The record is from RefSeq and is a predicted model, not a curated record. Lineage: Eukaryota; Fungi; Ascomycota; Saccharomycetes; Saccharomycetales; Saccharomycetaceae. The coding region runs from base 1 to 2070 and encodes 689 amino acids. The transcript has a single exon.